Messenger RNA from Microtus ochrogaster (prairie vole), 3300 nucleotides. It is a transcript of the gene Zmat1, whose product is annotated as zinc finger matrin-type 1. Gene Ontology annotation, molecular function: nucleic acid binding; zinc ion binding. The record is from RefSeq and is a predicted model, not a curated record. Bases 204 to 2075 code for a protein of 623 amino acids. NCBI's taxonomy places the organism in Eukaryota, Metazoa, Chordata, Mammalia, Rodentia, Cricetidae. The transcript has 6 exons.
GCGGCGGUGGCGUCGCUGAAAGCUGUCGCUCAGCUGGCGAAGUCUUCCCCUCUGGAAGCUCCCUAAUCUGUCGCCUCCGCCGCCGCCUACCCGGCGGCAGCGGCGGUGGCCUUGCUGGUGCCUCCCUCCUCUGCCACCUCCACCCCUGCCUGCUCACUUGCCGGUGCUGUGGAGAAGGCGGCGGCAGCUUUGGCGGCUCCACUAUGGCGGCGGCGGGGAGGGGGGACAGUAGUUUUAAAGUAGACACCUGCCCUUGCCUCAGAGAAGAUGACACCUGUGAAGGACAAGAAAGGUCUGCAUAUUUUACAGAUGAUUUUUGUCAAACAUGUGGAGUGGUACUGCAGCAUGAAUCAGAAAGGAUUUCACAUUAUAAGAGUGAAAUACAUGCUCAAAAUGUUAAGUUCUAUUUUCAAGUGCAUGGGGAACCAAACGAAGUGCCUGGUGGAAAAGUGAGCAUGCGUGUUGAGAAUUCUCAGGUGUACAAGGGUGAAGAAGUCAACAGAGGCAAAUUUAGUGGUUUCUGCAACAUGAGUUUUGACUCCACAGCCAUUGCUCAGGCUCAUUUUGUAGAAAAGAGCCAUGUGCAGAAUCCAAAACAAUUGCUGGAAGAACAUGACAGAGUCUCUCCAUCAGGAUGCCAACCAAAGAUGGCAUAUAGAAUGAGAACCUACGUAUGCCAUAUCUGCAGUAUCACCUUUACAUCUUUACAUAUGUUCCGGUCCCACAUGCAAGGAAGUGAACAUCAAAUUAAAGAAUCUCAUGUUAUCAAUCAAGUAAAGAAUUCAAAGACGAUACAGGAGUCUUACCAAGGUGAAUGUGCAGAUUAUAACAAAGUGAAGAAACCUAGAGAGCUAGAGUAUAAGGUUCAUUUCAGGAAGAUGGAGGAUAAUUACUUGGAAGUCCGUGGGUACAGAGAAAUGGUUGAUUCCAGACCCAGACAAAAAAUGCUUGAACAACAAGUUCCACUUGAAAAUUUCUGGACACAGCCAGGAUCAUACAAUAAUCCUCGAGCAGUAGAAGACCAGUUACCUCAUUGUUUACCAGCACAGUCAAAAACAUAUGACUCUUUCCAGGAUGAGCUUGAAAAUUACAUCAAAGAACAGAAGGCCAGAGGACUUGAUCCCAAUAUUAGUUUUAGACGGGUGACAGAAAACUAUAAGUAUAGGGAUCAUGGUUACAGAGAAAGGGUUGAGUCUGAACACAGACAAAGGAUGUGUGAGGAAAGAUUUUCAUCUGAGAGCCCACAGACCUACCAGCGACAAUACAAUGGCUCACCAGUGGAAGGCCAGUUACCUCACUGGUUACCACCUCAUUCAAAGAGGAGAAAUGAUGAUUUCCCAAAUGAAUUUGAUGAUUACAGCAAGGUGCAGGAAUCUAGAGAACCCAAGCCAAAGACAUCUUUUAGAAGAAUUGAUAGUGCUUUUGAAACUCAUGAUUACAGAGAAAUGGUUGACAGAAGAUCUAAGCACAGAAUGUUUGAGCAAAGAUUCCCGUGUGAGACUUUCCAGACUCACACAGAUCCAUACAGCAGUUCACAAGUUGUGGAAUAUAAGUUACCUCAUUAUUUACCAGCUUUUGAGAGCCAACGGAACCCAGACUCUGAUAGUUACUAUCAGUUCACAAGAGAUUGCUUCUCAGAAAAACCUGGUCCUCUGAGCCUUAGUCAGCAAGAAAAUAACCCUGGCUCACACAGUGUAGAAUAUGACAUAUACAAGGAACUGCCUUCAUAUGACAAUGCCAGUGCCCAUGAAACAAGUCAUAAAAGACGACAUCAGAAGAAAAGACGACAUCUGGGGGAAGAGAAAGAAAGGCCAGAGAAAGAACAGUCCAAGCAUAAAAGGAAAAGGAGCUAUCAGGAUAAAGAUUUAGACAAAGACAAGAACAUUGAGCAAACUAAAGGAGAGGAAGAUAAAGCUGGAGUCAGUUCUGAAAAACUGAAGCAUCGAAAAAAGAAAAGAAAACAUGAAGUGUCCUCAGAGAAAGAAGAACGUAAGCACAAGAAAGAGAAAAAGAAAUUUGUUGAAGAAAGAACAGAAGAGGAAAUCCUUUGGGAUGAGUCAAUUCUUGGGUUCUGAACUUACAAGAUACCCAAGAAUGGCUAAAAGAAAGCAAUAUUGAUUUAGAUAAAGAUAGGAGUGACUGGUGAAGUUAAGGAAAGGCAGGUAGAGUAUCAGCUCAAAAACCUUGAGGUUUUUUGUUUGCAAAAAUGAAUAUGAGAAAAGAAACACAAGAUAUCUAAAUCCAUCCUUUAAGAAAAUGUUUUAAGGUAAACCUACUCAAGAAUUUUGAACUUUUAGUUUUACUAUCAGAAGAGUGAAUCAAGAAAAUCACUGGGAAAAGUUCUGAGAAAAUUGAGAUAAAGCACUUCAAAUGAAGAGAAGAGAUAAAACUCUCUCUCUUCCUCCCUCCCUCUCUCUCCCUUUCCCUCUCCCUCUCUCUCUAUGUGUGUAUGUGUCCUCUGUUCUGCUCUCCUCUCUCACCUUCCCCUCUCUAUGUCACUCCCUCCUUUCAAAAUGUAAUUGAAAGUAGAACCAUAAAGUCUAAACCUAGCCUUCAAUAAGCAAGAACAAAAUACUAAGAAGAAUGGGAGAGGAAGAAACCUACUGAAGAAAAUCCAGAAGAUUUAGUGCUUUCUACUUUGCAGUUUUGUUCCCUUAAGGUUGAAGAAAGGUUUAAAACUUUGGGUUUUUUUUUUGAAAUUUGUGUUAUUUGUGUAUUUGUACAUGUGUACAGUUAAUUGCUAACAGAAGCCAGUUAAAGUCAAAAUGUUCAAUAUGCUUUUUAAAGUUACUUUCUCUGAUUUUAUAAGAAAGAAAAUUAUUCUAUUGCUUAUAUAUAAUAUGGUUUUCUUAAGUAGAGGUGUUUCUACUUUGUCCUUCAAGUUGCAAUGAAAAUGACUUGUUUGCUCAUGGAAACUAUGUACCUAAACAGUGAGUUACAAAGCAGUCUACAGCCAUACCACCCUGAAUUUUCCAACUCUUGUUUGGUUUUGGAAGAAUGGUCAGGCCUGAGGGAGACCAGACUUCUCAGAAUCCAUUCCUUUUAGAAUUUGUGUGAGUAUUGGUGGUAUUUUACUACUGUUGUGUAUUAAUGUUUAUGUUUUCUCCAAUGAAAAUGUAUGAAGCAACUUAGCCCUUUUUUGUUAAAUCUAAUUUGCAGUGUAUUUUUGUAUUUUCUAGUUCUGAAAGUGGAAAAUCAGUGUAUAAUAAAUUAGAUGAUAUAUACUUUUAAAAUGUUCUCCAAAGGGCUGAUAAAAAUCGGUCUAUAUUCUGAAAAAUGUUUAUAUUAAAGUGUUUUAAU